UUGUAGAUUUUGUUCUUUAACCCUUAACUACACGCGCUGGUGUACUUUGUACACCAAUAUUUUUGUUUAUCUUGUUCUAUUUUAGUUUUUAUUGGUUUUCAGUUAUUCUCCUAAUCUAACCUUUUCUUAUCUAAUAUGUAAUAGUUAUUAAUCCAUUUCAGUCGUCAUUUGAUGUUUGUAGCCGCACAAACAAGCUCCGUAUAAAAUAUUUUGGUAUCGGUGAACGAAAUACACCGCGCGUGUAAUAAUGUCAAAGCUUACGCCAAAUGAUGUGAAUGACAUAUUAGAUAUGGAAACGUCAGAAGAAGAAGUGGGAGGUGAUGAAGACGACAAUGAAGUAAGAAUAGUAAAUAAUAGUGAUCAUGACAGUAACUCGUGCUUGGAAUACAGUUCAUUUGAGGAUUCCGAUAGUGAUGAUGAUAAUAUUGAGCUUGAAUAUUUUAUCGGUAAAGAUAAAGCAACAAAAUGGUCUAAGACACCAUUGACAAGUAAAUUUGCUAAAACUAAAAAAAAAAAUAUAAUAAAUAUAAUACCUGGUUCAAAAUUUACAACUGAAGAAAUUCAAAAUGAAGUCGGGGCUUUCCACAUAAUAUUUUCAGACAAAUGGUUGAUGAAUUAUUCAUUACACCAUAUGUAUAUUUCGACAGUUCAAAAAACUAUAAAGAGAUAG
Messenger RNA from Acyrthosiphon pisum (pea aphid), 670 nucleotides. RefSeq lists its product as uncharacterized. The transcript has 2 exons. The record is from RefSeq and is a predicted model, not a curated record. Lineage: Eukaryota; Metazoa; Arthropoda; Insecta; Hemiptera; Aphididae. Bases 248 to 670 code for a protein of 140 amino acids.